Molecule: messenger RNA, 1090 nt
Organism: Perca fluviatilis (European perch)
Lineage: Eukaryota; Metazoa; Chordata; Actinopteri; Perciformes; Percidae
Gene: lbx1a
Product: ladybird homeobox 1a
Exons: 2
Coding region: 230-1090 (286 amino acids)
Biological process (GO): regulation of DNA-templated transcription
Molecular function (GO): DNA binding; DNA-binding transcription factor activity, RNA polymerase II-specific
Source: RefSeq, a predicted model, not a curated record
GCUGGGAGACGUUCAGGGACUGGAGGUCCAAAGUGUCCCUGCAGCCUGCAGCUCGGCGGCCGACAUGCGGCUGCAGAAACACCUGUGACCCGAGCGGAUUAUCCUUCCCUUUUCCUGUUAUCUUUCUGUUCCACUUUACCACAGCCUGGCUGCUUGUCUGCCCCCUCGCUCUAAGUCGCUCGUCUCUAAAUUACCACAGUCAGGUGUGACCCGCUGAGCACGAGCCGCGAUGAACUCUAAGGGCGACUCCAAAUGCCCGGCGGUGCUGGGGGAGAGGAGGCGCAGUCCGCUGGAUCAGCUCCCGCCGCCGGCCAACUCCAACAAGCCGCUGACGCCUUUCAGCAUCGAGGACAUCCUCAACAAGCCGUCUGGGAGAAAGUGCUGCUCCCUGAGCGUAGUGGCGCACACCAUCUCUCCCGGAGAGAAGCUGCCCCCGGCGGGUCACAGCCUGCCCGGCCGGCCGCUGCUCAGUCAAACGUCCCCGCUCUGUGCGCUGGAGGAGCUGGCCAGCAAAACCUUCAAGGGCCUGGAGGUCAGCGUCCUGCAGGCUGCCGAGGGCCGAGACGGCCUGGCGCUCUUCGGCCAGAGGAACACCCCAAAGAAGCGGCGGAAGUCCCGCACGGCGUUUACCAACCACCAGAUCUACGAGCUGGAGAAGCGCUUCCUGUACCAGAAAUACCUGAGCCCGGCGGACCGGGACCAGAUCGCCCAACACCUCGGUCUGACCAACGCGCAGGUCAUCACCUGGUUUCAGAACCGGCGGGCCAAGCUAAAGAGGGACCUGGAGGAGAUGAAAGCGGACGUGGAGUCCGCCCAGGUCGCAGGCGCUGUGGCCCUCGAGAAGCUCUCCAAACUGGCCGAGCUGGAGAAGUGCGCGGCUGGCGGUAUAGGCGCGGGGGCUGUUUCCGCACCAGGCCGCACCGAGGCCGAGCCAGUCUCCUCCAGGUCCCGCCGAGACACCGCCGACAGCCUCGGCUCCAGCAGAGCGCACAUGUCUCCUUCUACACCCGCACCGUCGCCGCACACAGAACGGCUGAGCAGCAAGUGUUGCUCAGGGGAUGAAGAUGAGGAGAUUGACGUGGAUGACUAG